Molecule: messenger RNA, 1286 nt
Organism: Dreissena polymorpha
Lineage: Eukaryota; Metazoa; Mollusca; Bivalvia; Myida; Dreissenidae
Exons: 5
Coding region: 164-901 (245 amino acids)
Source: RefSeq, a predicted model, not a curated record
CACUGAUGAUUUCGCACCGGCACUACAGCGUUUCGAUGAAGAAUCCCCAAAACAUGAAAAUGGCGGCGGCCCUAGCACUACGAGUGAUUCUACUAAAUAUACUAAUCAAGAAUCUGAUAACAGCGAAGACUCCGGGACAGUUAUCUGGGUCGUAACUGGCGGGAUGGGGAUAGUGGGAUGUGUUGUCGGCAUAAUAGGCACUUUGUAUGGCUGUCGUCGAGGUUAUUGCCGACGACUUUGCAGACAAACCUGGAGACAAUUCCGAAAUGGAAAGGCGAUCAUCAACAUAGAUCCUGGGCCAAUAAGCGUUGAAGGACAGUCGUUGAGCUUAGUAAGCGUCGCACACGACCCAACACAUGACUACCUACAUGUACUUAAUGACGACUACGAUGAGAUAACGUUUGAUAGUACGUUGGAAGUAAGUCAGUCCACAGAAGACAACAACAUUUAUCAUGAAAUCAACCACAUCGGCAUUACCCAGCGUGGGGAGACACAUCUGUACGAUGGGUCAUUGGAUCCGAGCUUUAUUUCUUCCGAACCGUCUUAUGUAGUAGGCCGAAUAGCCGAGAGGAGUGGCGCUCCAGUUGCGGUACAAUUUGCAGUGGCUGAACAACCGGAGAAUGUCGGUCAAGGCGAGAAUAAUUUUGCAGUUGCCGACCAGCUGGUAAAUGCCGGUAACGUGGAGGUAUAUUCUGCAGCGGCACCUGAUCUUCCAAACGACGAUUUAAGAAGAAAAAAUAACGCAGUCGUCGAAGAGUUUGUAAAUGACGCUACAUGGGAGACAAAUAACGCAAUAUCCGAGGAGUUCGUUAAUGAUGGCGCUAGACAGGAAACAAAUAACGCAACAUCUGAAGAGCAAGUGAGAGUGAAUAACGCUGCAGGAGAGACUAUUCCGAAUUAACCGAAGUGCUGAUCAAAUUAACUGUAAGGGGGGACGAUAACGCAAAAGCAGAUGAACUGGUAACUGACGCGUUAGGGGUGACACAUAACGCAACGGCUGAAUAAACGAUCUGCUUGUUGACAUUCUAAUCAAGAGAAAAGCCAUGUAAGUUUACUUAAACAUAUUAAUCAAUUCUAGAAAUUGUUAAUCUCAAUGGUCACGAAGUAUUAUUAAGCAAUUGGUCAGUACAAGAACAAAGAUUCCAAUGAAAAAACGCAAAAUUCAAUCCUAAUAUCAUAGUUCAGGUAAAAAAAUCAUUUGUAUACUGUACGUUUUGUAUUUCACAUUCAAAUAAAUACAAAAUGUAUUAACACAAACAUUAUAAAUUAUAUCGCUUGUCGCAUAU